AUGGAGGACAAGGACACGAAAAGAAAAAAGAAGAACAUUAUAAUAAUCAAUGAUAAGGGAGAAAUGUUGAGUGUUACGAAGAAGACAUUGGACGGGAAGAAGGAAGAUGACGACACAACAGGGCCUGAAGAGGUUAGUGAAGUGAGUAGAGAGGAGGAUGCAGAGAAGGACGUGAAGAAAGACACAGAAAGUGCAGAGAAGAAAGACACAGAAAGUGCAGAGAGGAAAGACACAGAAAGUGCAGAGAGGAAAGACACAGAAAGUGCAGAGAAGGAUGCAGAAAAAAAAAUGGAAACUGCAGAAAAGGCAAGAGAGGACGAAGGAUCUAACAAGAAGUGUUGCGAAAAAUGCUCUGAGACUAAGGAAUGCAGUGAUAAGCCCGAGGACGGAAAAGAAGCAUCCGCUGGAGAUAGCAGCAAGAAUGAUCCUAAAGAGGAAUUCACCCCGUUGGACUCCAAAGAGACUGAGGAAAAAGCAGAAAACACAAAAUCUUUCUCCAAAGAGAAUGCAAAUGUUUUUAUUCCUCCAAUACUCGACACAGAAGCAGAGAAUGCCAACAAGGAGAUAUUUGAAGAAAGGGAAAAAGGAAACAUACUGGCAGAGGGAUGGAUGUGGAAGAAAAGGAGGAUUUUCAGCUGUUUCUGGCACCAGAAGUACUUUGUCCUCACAAAAGAUGGAAUUCUGAAGUAUUACAAGGCAAAUGGGAAGAGACAUGCCAAGGGGAACUGGGAUAUGAAGAAGUCGAUUGAAAUCAGGAACUACAAUCUCUCCAGUGAGGAAAACAACCAUCCAUGCAGAAUAAUGGUGUUUUUCCCCGACUACUCAUUCCUCCUGGCAUUCGAUGAAAGGAAGACUAAAGACUAUUGGGUAGACAAGCUUAAUAGGGCGAUUGAAAUGCCGAGAAAAUAG
Encephalitozoon hellem ATCC 50504 is the source of this 909-nucleotide messenger RNA. RefSeq lists its product as uncharacterized. NCBI's taxonomy places the organism in Eukaryota, Fungi, Microsporidia, Unikaryonidae. Bases 1 to 909 code for a protein of 302 amino acids. The record is from RefSeq and is a predicted model, not a curated record. The transcript has a single exon.